Zalophus californianus (California sea lion) is the source of this 3515-nucleotide messenger RNA. RefSeq names its product coiled-coil serine rich protein 1 (gene CCSER1). The record is from RefSeq and is a predicted model, not a curated record. The transcript has 10 exons. NCBI's taxonomy places the organism in Eukaryota, Metazoa, Chordata, Mammalia, Carnivora, Otariidae. The coding region runs from base 277 to 2496 and encodes 739 amino acids.
CUGGGAAGCGGUGGCUCAGGCAGAGCAGCUCUGCUGGCGCAGGCAGGAGGAGAAGGAGGAUUAUUAAAAAACGCAGCUCGACUCUGUGCAACUGGGAGUGGAGAAAAGGAGCCCAACAGCCGAGAAGGGGAGGGAGGGCAGAGGAAGGGACCAGGAAAGACACCCCCGUGCCCCGAAGACAUAAAUUUCUGAGUGCCCGGGAGGAGCCUUAACAAGCGGCGCGGAGCCCUUCAAGGUUGCUAAGUUGGCUAUCACAGUGCAAGCCUUGGAGUCCCAAUGGGGGACUCAGGAUCAAGACGAUCUACUCUGGUCUCCCGGUUGCCAAUAUUCAGGAGAAGUAUUAGCAGAAGACAUGAUUCUCUUCCUUCUUCACCGUCCUCCAGUAAUACAGUUGGUGUCCACAGUUCCUCUCCUUCCAGCACUAACUCAAGCUCAGGUAGUACAGGUAAACGCAGGAGCAUAUUCCGUACUCCUUCCAUUAGUUUCCACCAUAAGAAGGGGAGUGAACCUAAGCAAGAUGCUACCAACCAGAACCUUAGUAUUUCAAAUGGUGCUCAAUCUGGUCAUAGCAGUAUGCCAAAACUGAGUUUGGAAGAACAUAUUAAAACCAGGGGAAGACAUUCUGUUGGUUUUAGCAGUUCACGAAAUAAGAAGAUAACAAGAUCUUUAACAGAAGAUUUUGAAAGGGAAAAGGAGCACUCAACUAAUAAGAAUGUCUUUAUAAAUUGCCUAAGUUCUGGCAAAAGUGAGGGGGAUGAUUCUGGAUUCACAGAAGAACAAACUCGCCGUUCUGUUAAGCAGUCAACAAAGAAGCUACUUACUAAAUCUUUUUCAUCUCACUAUAAAUUUUCUAAACCAGUUCCACAGAGUCAAUCCAUUUCAUUGGUACAACAGUCUGGAUUCUCAUUGGAAAUUACACAGUUCCAGGAGAGAGAGCCUGUAUUAGUAAGAGCUUCUCCGUCUUGUUCCGUGGAUGUAACAGAACGGGCAGGAAGCUCUUUACAAUCUCCGUUGCUUUCUGCUGAUCUUACAACAGCUCAGACACCUUCAGAGUUCUUAGCCUUGACUGAAGAUUCUGUGUCUGAAACGGAUGCAUUUCCUCAAAGUGGAAGCAUGGCAUCCCACUGUGACAACUUUGGCCACAAUGAUUCUACCUCUCAGAUCUCUUCCAAUCCUGCUGCUGUUACAAAGACAACAAUAGACCUUAUGGGAACUGUUCCCUGUGCAAUUAUGUCUCCUGGAAAAUACAGGUUAGAAGGCCGAUGUAGCACUGAAUCUAAUUCCUUAUCAGAAACCUCUGCUGCUAAUCAGAAGGAAGUGUUAUUGCAAAUCACUGAACUACCUGUUAUGAAUGGGAACAACUCGGAGACUCACCAAUCGGGUGAUAUGCAAAGAGAAGAACAUAUGGUAGUACAAAAUGGUGAAAAAAUGUUGGUGACAAGCUCCCCAAGGAAACUUGGAUUUUAUGAGCAACAUAAAGCAAUAGCUGACCGUGUUAAAGGGAUUCAUCCUAUUUCAGAUUCAAGGAUAAUACCCUCUUCUGGUGAUCAUCAUAUUUUUAACAAAACAUCAUAUGGAUAUGAAUCAAACCCUGCCAAAGUUCUUGCCAGUAGCUUCAGUCCAUAUCAUGAAGGAAGAUUUAUAGAAAGACGACUGCGAUCCUCAUCUGAAGGAACUGCAGGGAGUAGCAGAAUGAUUUUGAAACCAAAAGAUGGAAAUGUAGAAGAAGUGAAUAGUCUAAGAAAGCAAAGAGCAGGUUCAUCAUCUUCAAAAAUGAACAGUAUGGAUGUUUUGAAUAAUUUGGGAUCUUGUGAACUGGAUGAAGAUGAUCUAAUGCUUGAUCUAGAGUUUUUGGAGGAACAGAAUCUUCAUCCUUCGGUUUGCCGGGAGGAUUCUUAUCACUCUGUAGUCUCAUGUGCUGCUGUGGUUCUACCAACGAUAGAAAUGAAGAAAAGAGAAGAACUAAAAUUUCCUGAACCUUCCAAACAGAAUCUUUCCCUGAAAUUAACAAAAGACAUUGAUCAGGAAGUCAGGUGUUCCCAUAUCAGCCGAAUGCCCAGCAGUCCAUCUGCAGACUGGCCCCUGCAAGGUGUGGAAGAAAAUGGAGGCCUUGAUUCUCUGCCCUUCAGACUGAUGUUACAGGACUGCACAGCCGUCAAGACGUUGUUAUUAAAGAUGAAAAGAGUUCUUCAAGAGAGUGCAGAUAUGAGCCCAGCAAGUAGCACCACUUCACUUCCCGUUAGUCCUCUUACUGAAGAGCCAUUGCCUUUCAAGGAUAUAAUGAAAGAUGAAUGCUCACUGCUGAAGCUGCAGCUGAAAGAGCGGGAUGAACUCAUUUCCCAACUUCAGGAAGAGCUGGAAAAAGUCCAGCAUUUACAGAAGGCUUUUGCUUCCAGAGUAGAUAAAUCCACACAGACUGAACUUCUAGGCUAUGAUGCCCUGUGGAAUCCUACAUGCACUGAAGGUUUAUUUAAACCAGUACAUAUUUCAACCUAGGUGAAAUCAUUUGACCAUAAGCAAUGUAUCACCAAUCUGUGACAUGUUAAAUAUUAAAUAAAACCAACUUUCCAUCAUUCCAUAUGUUAGCUGUUUCCCAGAGUAUUUAAUAGAGAAAUGUUUCCAUUCCAAAUAUUUCACACUUUCUGCAUUUGUACACAAUUGCACAAAAAACUGAUAGAUGAAGAUUGAACUCACAUAUUCCUACUUUAUUCUUAUUGUAUUUUGACAGCAACAACAACAAAAGACCUAUUUAAAAAUUAUCUCUAUAUGCAAGCUAUUUCUCAAUGUAACAUUCCACUUGGCGGUACACAUUUUUUGUUCAACCUUGUCAUUCAUAUCCUUUGUCUCUGUGGUAAUAGUCUUCAUUUAAUUUCACCACAUAUUCUAUGCACAUUAGGUAAGUUUGAAGACAGUGCUAGUUUCUCCCAUCCGAGGGGGACAAUUCCUAGUGAAGAACUAAAUUAUCUGUUUCUCUUGUAUUGAGAUCAAAAGAUGAAAGCAGUAUGUCUUCAAAUGAAAUAAAUAAUGAAGAGUCUUAUUCCAACUACAGAAAAUUAAAAACCUCUAUUUAUAUCUCCAAACAUGUAAAGAAAGUUUACUGGAUACUGACUGACCUCCUAUUAAGGGAAGUUUCUUGAGUGUGUCAUGAAAGAACACUUGUCUCCUGGAUUUGGCAUUGCUGCCUGAUUUCUGUGCAUCCCUGUUUAUUGCCUUUCUAUAAUAGCUCACUUUAUUAAAUGGCCAAGUGGCAACAGGGCACUCUUGAAUGUUGUAGUUUAUUGCAAGGGUAAGUAGCACAGCCCAGAAGUGGUUCAGUGCUGUGGGCAGGGUGCAAGGGCAACAGAAGAGAGUCACAGAGCUAAGGAGAAGAAAGCUUUUAUGGAGUUCUCUAUAUUUUGCAAACAGGCAAUGAAAUCAUUGUAAUUGUAGUAACAGUCAGAUACAUGUUAUAAAAUUUCUUAAAUUAUUCAAGUCAUUAUGUAAUAUAAUAUGAAUGAUCAAAUGCUGGGUUUAAA